AUGUAUACGCCAAACGAUUCGAUGAGAGAAGAGAUAAGCCUAAAAGUGUUUGUAAAUCACGAUUGGUCCAAACUUUGUCCCGAUAUCUUACGGUCGAUCCUCGAAAGCUUGAGCUCUACUGAUUUUCACCGAGCAAAAACUGUUUGCUCAGAUUGGUAUUCAAAUUGGAAAACAUGCGUGAAGCCUCUUUGUCCAUGGCGGAUCAUGUACGUAAAAGAUUCAUUGAUGUUGUUCAAACCCGGAGAAGACAAGAUUUACAAAGGAACAAACGUUGGACUCUCCAACGACAGCUAUUAUAUGGCUAGCUCCGGAAACUGGCUCUUGAUGGUAGAUUCUCAUCUCGGUUUCUACAUUUUUAACCUGUUAACGAGCAAAAGAAUUGAUCUUCCAUCAAUGGAGUCUUCAAUUCGCGGUGGAAAAGUGAGAUUCGAGCAAAACCACGAGCAUGGAUUCAACUGGGGACACUUUGUCGAACCUUCUCGUAAGGUUACCGUGUCAAAAAUAACCAUCACACGGGAAAGUAGAGCUGUUCUGUGGAUAGACGAGAGAACAGGAGAUUUUGUGGUUGCUUGGAUUUUUAACUAUCGUUACUUGUUCUCAUACAAGAAAGGAGAUGAUUCGUGGUGGAACUGGAAUAACCAUUGGAAUAUGGAAAGCUUGAAUUUAAGUUUUUUGGAUUUGGCUUACAGAAACAGCAAGCUUUAUAUCUACAUUACUAAGAGUCACAUCAAAGUUGUUGAUUUCUCUGGAAAUGAUCCCAUAGAAGUAAUCGAUAAAAACCCGUAUUGGGAACAUCCGUUUCGAUACUUAACCAAAAAAGGGGAAUACAUUAAUAAGAGGAGAAUAGCGAUUCAGAAAUCAGGAGACGUUUUGAUUAUCUUGAGUGUAUUAGCACAAAGAUCAAAAGAGAAAGUUUUAUUUUACAUCUUUAAGAUGAAUCUUGCGAGUAAAAUAUGGGAAAGAGUAGAAUCUAUUGGAGAUGAUGAGAUGUUGAUCUUUGGUCAUGGGGUUACGAUAAGAGCACCGGUUCAAGAUGUUGGUGAUGGAAUCAAGAGUGGUUCAAUAUGUUUCGUCAGUGACGUAUGGCCACCAUAUUAUUCUCCUGCUGCUACAAAUUGGGGUGUCUUCGAUCUUGCAACAAGUAUAAUCAAAUGGUCUAAGAAAGACAGUUUUAAUAAUAGAUAUGUUCAAACUUAUUUGUUUUUUCCAGGAUUUGCUUAG
This is a messenger RNA of Arabidopsis thaliana (thale cress), 1221 nucleotides long. RefSeq names its product F-box family protein. The record is from RefSeq and is marked reviewed. Bases 1 to 1221 code for a protein of 406 amino acids. NCBI's taxonomy places the organism in Eukaryota, Viridiplantae, Streptophyta, Magnoliopsida, Brassicales, Brassicaceae. The transcript has a single exon.